Molecule: messenger RNA, 2875 nt
Organism: Striga asiatica
Lineage: Eukaryota; Viridiplantae; Streptophyta; Magnoliopsida; Lamiales; Orobanchaceae
Source: the annotation of a GenBank genome assembly
GACGUAAUAAGGGAAGAAUUCAUGGAGUGGAGAGGAAAUUGAUUUUCUUUUUCAUUAAGGGCAAAUUGCCACCGGAUCAAAGUUGCUCCCAUCUUUUUCCACCCGCAGCCGCAAGUGACAGAGGAAGUAAGAUGGAGAGGUUCUCCAUCUGUGAAUGAAUUCUGAGUUUCAGCGUCUUACCGCCACUGGGAGGUUCACGCCGGCCGGCUGUUUCCCCAAACUUUCUGCUAAGCCAGUUGACCGGUGUUCCUUCUAGUUAACACGGAGAUUAUUGUGGUUUGAAGCAAUUGUUUCUUCUGAACUUGCUAUAGCUGCUUAAUUGUCCGGAGAAAGAGAAGAAAAAAGCGCAAGGAUGGUGUUAUCAAACAAGAAGCUAAAGCAAAAGCUACGAGCUGCGAAAGCUGAAUGUCUAGUUGCCACCGAAGCUGAGAAUAACAUGACCAGGAACUCGGAAGAUUUGAAAUCUAACACACCUAAUUCUCUGAGGACUAUUCUAAAUCAAGAGGCCCACACGCCCAUAUUAUCUAAAAGAGAAAAACGAAGACAAAGGGUGCAGAUACAGAAACCAGAUGUUAUUGAAAAUGGAAGGAUGGGGAAUGGUGCAGAUGCAAAUGAACAGCACGGGUCAAAGUUAGAUGGUGAGGAGGUAAAGAAGAAAAAGCGGAAGAGACAGGAAACUGAGGCAUCAGAGGAUGUGAAAGAGAAAAAUCCUAAGCAGGUAAAGAAAAAGAAGAAGAAUAAAAAGAAGAAGAAGCCUAAGAAUAAGGCUGGAAAUGAGAAAGUCAAUGAGGAAGGGGUUGACCAUAGUGGGAGUGAAGCUAAUGCAGAGCAGCUUGCAUCCGAGCCGAACAAGGACUCUAAAAGAGCUGCAGACGUGUCUGACAAAGUAUAUGUCGGAGGCAUUCCAUACUACUCCACUGAAGAUGAUAUCAGGAGUUACUUUGAAGGUUGUGGUACCAUUACAUGUGUUGAUUGUAUGACUUUCCCAGACACUGGAAAGUUUAGAGGAAUUGCAAUAAUCACUUUCAAGGUAGGUUGCGUAACUGGCUUGAAUUGGAUUAGGGCUGCAACGAGCAGAGCAGAGUCGAGCAUUGGCCUUAUCAAGCUAGGCUCGAUGACUCGGCUCGACGCAGCAACAACAGAGGCAGCAGCUAAAAGAGCAUUAGCACUUGAUGGUUCAGAUAUGGGUGGCCUAUUCCUUAAAAUCCAGCCAUACAAGUCGUCCAAAGUAAAAAACAACCAAUCUCCCGCCUUUUCCCCUUCAGUCAUGGAGGGCUACAAUAGGAUCUAUGUUGGUAAUUUGUCGUGGGAUGUGACAGAGGAGGAUUUGAGGAAUCUUUUUUCGGACUGCACAAUUGAAUCUAUUCGAUUUGGUGAGGAUAAAGAGACUGGAGAGUUCAAAGGGUACGCACAUGUGGACUUUGGUGAUAGCCUCUCUCUCCGCACGGCUUUGAAAUUGGAUCAGAAGAUUGUUUGCGGGCGACCUGUUAGAAUAAGUUGUGCUGUGCCCAAGAAGGGAGUUUCGAACAAUUUAAAAUCACGGAUGAAAAACAAUGAAGUUCAUACUGGUAACUUUAGCGUGGUUAAUGACGUUCAAAUUACUGCUGUUAAUGAGGCUACAAAUGCUGUUAGUGCAAAAGUUACUGCAAACAGUGAUGCUACAAAUGCUGUUAGUGCAAAAGUUACUGCAAAUAGUGAUGCUACAAAUGCUGUUAGUGCAAAAAUUACUGCAAACAGCGAGGCAACAAAUGCUGUUAGUGCAAAAGUUACUGCAGGCAGCGAGGCAACAAAUGCUGUUAGUUCAAAAAUACGGAGGCGGACGUGUUAUGAGUGCGGGGAGCGAGGACAUAUAUCGUCAUUGUGCCCUAAGAGAAAAGACGAUGACUCAAAAAUUACGGAGACGGGAGAGUUCAAAGGGUAUGCAAAUGUGGACUUUGGUGAUAGCCUCUCUCUCAGCACGGCUUUGAAAUUGGAUCAGAAAAUCGUGUGCGGUGGGCGACCUGGAGUCUCGACCAAUUUAAAAUCGGGGCUGGAAGGCAAUGAAGUUCAUACUGGUAACUUUAGUGUGGUUAAUGAAGUUCAAACUACUGCUGGUAAUGAGGCUACAAAUGCUGUUAGUGCAAAAGUUACUGCAAACAGUGAGGUAAUAACUGCAGUUAGUGCAAAAAUUACUGCUGCUAGUGAGGCAACAAAUGCUGUUAGUUCAAAAAUACGGAGGCGGACUUGUUACGAGUGCGGGGAGCGAGGGCAUAUAUCGUCAUUGUGCCCCAAGAGAAAAGACGAUGACUAAAAAAUUACGGCAGACGGAGUGUUGUGAUUUCCGUAGCUUUGGCAAAUGUUGGAUUACAGGUUGGAUCAACAAUUUCUUGAUGGAACUGAAGGUCAAUUUAUCAAUUUAUAGCUCUGGUCACUUGCCUCGACGUUGUUAAGUAGAGCCUCUGGCCACAUACAUCGAGAGUGAAGAAGCCAAUCUCGAGUCAUUUAAGGAAGGUCGAGAUACACGAAGUGCGAACGGACAACUUUGAUAACCUUAUGAUCUUCUGAUGUAUUUCUCCUACCACUCGAAAUCGCCUUGGUGGGCGAUGGCUUUUCGGAGUUACUCUUAUACAAUCUCACAUGAUUGGCUUAUGGGAAAUGAGGUUUAUAAACUUUACAUAAAUCCCUUGAUAAUGAUGCUCUUAGUAGAAGUCAAAAGUCUUUUGCAAAGACCACCCAUAAUGGGAGGUUUUCUAAUUGAUUUAAAAACAUAAAACUUCAAGUUUACAUUGCAAUAAUGGGGAUUUGGGUUUGGUUUUUUCUCUAGCAUUGUGUUUCCAAACCUCACUUAAGUGGGUUUACCACACAUGCAUGUGGGUUUGUUUUUAUUAUUUCCUCC